GGCAGUGUCCUGCUGGGGACCAGGCUUUGCCAAAAGCCAGAAUCUCUCUCCGGAGCUUUAGAUCCAGCAGGCUUGAGAAUCUGAUCCCAUGAAUUGAAAGGAAUUGGGCGGGGAGGUGAAAGAAGGAGUUUAACAGCAGCUCCAAAGAGCUUCAGCACCUGAAGGGAGAACAAAGGAGGGGCUGUUCCUCUGCUGAGCUCCCUGACAGUAGCAGGGCUCCCUCCAGCAUGCAGGGUUUGGGAAGCUCAGCUGCAGCCACUGCAGGGAAGAGUCUUCAGGGGAUGCUGGGGGUGAGCUCAGCUAAGAGCAGCUCCCAUCCUCUCGCACGGGACCCGCCAGCGUUCUCGUGGUGAGGAGCAAGUCUCUGAAAUAACUGAGAGAGGAAAGCUGGGAAGCUUCACCUGCACCUGCCAGACCCUGGAGAACAAAGGCAUAACAGCCAGCAGAUCUAAGAUCUUCACCUGCUCAAUCUGAACUUCCUGCAGCGACAACAAAAACAAAUUAAAGGUGUUUCCACUUCAGUCUUGGUGUUAAGCUCAAAACCACAGCCAUCAACCUGCUGAAGUGUUGAUCUUCUGGAGACCUGCCCUCACUGUGACCUCUUCAGAAACAACACCCUCCCCUCUGCAGCCAGAUAAACUCCUGUCGUCUCCCAGCUCCCUCUUCCCUCUUGAAUUAUUUACUGAGGUCAUGAAUUUCUUAGAAAAUCAGGCAACAGGACAUGGAGAAGUGAAGAGAGCCCUUUCAGGGGUGACACAAAAGUGCCGGGGCCCUGAUGGUCAGAGGACAUGCACAGGCCUUCAGCAGGAGAGUGGUGUGUGGGCAAAAUCCAGCCCUGCCAAGGAAUCUCUCCCUUCCCAAAACACGACAUUGGUUUCACCAGUAAUCAUUGCACAGAUUGAUGAGGAGAAGCUCUCUGUGCCUAUGCAGGCCCUGCUCCCCCAGCCCAGAGCUCAUCACACAGAACCAUCCUUGCCUAACCAGGGGUCAGCCUUCGUUAGCAGAACAUUUCUGGUGCUUCCCAGCCGCUUGGAGAUUCAGGCAUCCUUAGAAGACACCAUGUCACCGUCGGACUCUCCCGCUCCAAAGCAGUGUCCAAGCCAGCAGAGAGGCUUUGCCUCCAUCACUGUCACAGCCAGGCGUGUUCCUGUGGGCUCUGGAGACCUGGCACGUGGCCCUGGGGCUGGCCAGGAGCCCAGCACCGUGUCCCCCACGCCCAGCAGAGUCCCCGCGCUCCUCGAGCGCUGGCCUCCCCCAGCCCACACAAACCAACCUCCUUCAAAGGCCUCCAAGUCUUGCUCAAGAUUAGGUGAGGAACCCCAAAAGCAGCUUUUUGACCCUGGAAUCAAGGAGGAUGGCGUGGGUCUCCAAUGCAGUGAUGGGAGGGAGAAAAUUCCACCUUCAUUCAUCUCCUGUGUCCAGCUCCAGGUGUCUGAGCCCUGUCCAAACACCAUCUAUUAUCUGGACAGGUCACUCAGCGUGUGCAUUGACCAACCUCGAGUUAAAUGCCAAAAAAUGUACAGAUCCACGUUGUCCUUGAGCCUGAAGUGCAGUUUGUCCGGAUUAACAGCAGAUGGAGUAGAUGGCAUAGCUAAUGGAGAGCCCAUGGAGGAGAGAGCUCCAAGGAGGCUCCCAGGAGCACACGGGGCUCCGCUCAGAUCCCACCUGAGCACAGACUUCACGGGAAAUAAGGUAAUUAAGGAGGAGAAAACAAAGGAAGGACAUUUGGGUCGUAAAUUCCAAAGUGUCUUUGCCUGGGGACUUCCAGCAUUUGUGGAUAUUCCCAGAGGACCUCACAAGGCAGCAGCUGAGGAAGAGGAUGAGCAGCCUGGCAGCCACCACUCUGUGUUUGCCCUCCAAAUUCCUAAUUCAAGCAAUGAGGCGGGAGCACCAAUGCUGCUGGGAGGCAGGAAGAGGAGUAGCACAACAACCCCUGGCUCCCUUCCAGCUGCAGCCUCCAGAGAAACCAUUGCUGCUGCUCCUGAUGGCUCAUCCAACAGGGCAGAUCCCUCCAAAGACACCUCCAAACCCAAAGAGAUCCAAGCACAGGGUGUCCUGAAAGCAAAAAUGUCUGUCUCCAACAGCAUAUGCAACGUGAAGGCGUCAUCAGGAAUCCUCUGGGAAGAAAAUGUUCACAGGCAAAAGCAGCUCCUAAAAAGCAAUUAUGAAUUCCCUGCUCCAAGGGACAGAACAGAGGAGCUGGAGGCACAGGACAAGCCAGGCUGGAGGGUGCCCCUGCCCAGGGUGCCCCUGCCCAGGGUGCCCCUGCCCAGGGCCCACUCUCCAGGUGUGGCCUGGGAGAAAAACCUGCUCACCUGGCCAGAACCCUGCUCCCAGCUGGAGAAAAUUCCAGCAGCUCCGUGGACACUGCGGGAAGCCCUGGAGCUCCACAACCCCCAGUUCAUCUCGCGCUCCCAGCAGAGGCUGAAGAGGCUGGAGCUCAUGGUGCAGCUGAGGAGGGCCCAGCACAGGGAGGCUGCCCCAGGCACCCCCCGAGCUCUGCCUCGCCAGCUCUCCACCUCCACUCCCAGCAGGAAGAGGCAAUUCACCAUCCCUGACCCUCUCAGUGAUAACCUCUUCAAACCAAAGGAGAGAGUCAUUCCCGAGAAGGAGAUGCACAUGAGAUCUAAAAGGAUUUAUGACAAUUUACCUGAGGUUAAAAAGAAACAAGAAGAGAAGCAGAAGCGGAUCAUCAUCCAGAGUAACAGGCUGCGUGUGGAGAUGUUUAAAAAGCAAUUACUGGACCAGCUCCUCCACAGAAACACAGAGUGACAAAGGAGUCUCUUGCUCAUCAUCCUAAUUGGAUCUUGAAUGCCUUUGACUUCUAGAUAAGCCAUAAAAUUAACUGUUAUCUCAAUUACCUGGAGGUAUUUUUCUUAUCUUUGCCUCUUUGUCUAAAGAAAGAUCAUUUAUGUUUCAAUUGAAAUUUUAAGGCAACUUUCAUGUAAUCAAAAACAGCCUAAAAGGGAGCACAGCUGUUCCAGAGCAUCACCUUUUGGUCAGUUUACCCAGAGGAAAUAAUUUUAAGAAUUUUUAAUGCAAAUACUGAAUUACAGGGGUAUUAUUUAUCUUAAUCUUUUUUUAAAAAGCACACUUUUCUGUAGCAAUAGCCCAGUGUUUAUAAGACGUGGAAAACUUAUUUCUCUGAAGUAUUUUAUUAAUUGAUUUCCUGUGAGUUAAAGCCUUGAAGAAAACUGUUAUUUGUUAUGUUUAGGAACCAGUUGAAAUAGCAUUACCACAUCAUCAGAGCAACAGCAGUUUCACAUUAAUACUUAACAUUCCAAAAGGGACCAAUAUUUCAGCUUUCUGAAGAGCUCCAUUCCUGUUCAUGGAGUGAAACUACCUAGCAAGCUCUGCCAUUAAAAACCAAUAUUUAAACAUUUGUUUAUAACACUUUUUCACGUUUUUCAUUGUAACAUACGUUCUACUCCACUUCUGUGAGCACAGAGUGUUUCUAGAAAUGGCAGAUGAAGGAGUGGUGCCAAGAAGGAUGUUUGCAUCAAAACUUGCAGAACUCAAACCAGCUGUCAUGUUUCCUCCAAAAAAACAUUUAAAUCUUUAUUUGUACAUGCUGGAAGUAAAAACAAGCAGCUCACAAACCAAUGGAGUUUAUUUAUGGAAUAAAGCAUGAGGAUAAUAUUGAUCCAAGCGCUGUGUUUUUAUUUGGUGCUGUUAAAUAAAACAAAAUUAUUGAAA
Messenger RNA from Haemorhous mexicanus (house finch), 3696 nucleotides. It is a transcript of the gene C7H10orf90, whose product is annotated as chromosome 7 C10orf90 homolog. Gene Ontology annotation, biological process: regulation of centriole replication. The transcript is spliced from 11 exons. Lineage: Eukaryota; Metazoa; Chordata; Aves; Passeriformes; Fringillidae. The record is from RefSeq and is a predicted model, not a curated record. The coding region runs from base 691 to 2772 and encodes 693 amino acids. Gene Ontology annotation, cellular component: cytosol; centrosome; centriole.